UUAUUUUGAUGUGGUGAGUGUAUGCAGGUUGGGAAGGUGAGCGUGGAAUGGUUAGCGGGAGAGAAGACCAAAGUGGUUGGGACAUUUCCACCCAGAAGGCGAGGCUGGACAGGUUACGUUGAGAAGGACACUGCUGGACAGACAAACAUCUACUCUGUAGAGCCUGCAGUUUAUAUAGCAGAGAGUGCUAUAAGCUCUGGAAGUGCAGGUUCUUCUUCUGAAGGUGCCGAGAAUACGGCUGCAAUAGCUGCCGGUCUUGCACUCAUUUUUGUCGCUGGAGCUUCGUCGAUACUUCUCCAAGUUGGCAAAAACCCACCUCAAACACAAACAAUUGAGUACACUGGUCCAUCUCUUACUUAUUACAUCGACAAGUUUACGCCCCCAGAAAGCAUCCAAGCAACGGUUGGGCCUGCCACGACUGAAUCCGAAUCUCCACUACCUGAGCAACCUUCGGCACCAGAAAUUUCUGAGACGCAGGUUGAGUCUGGAUUGCCAGAGCCUUCCACAGCUAACACAGAGAGUGUCUCUUAGGAAUGUUGGCAUAAUUUCUUUUAAGGGUACAGCUCAAAAGAUAAUAACCUUUUAGUUCAUACAUUCUUGGAAGGGAAAUAUCAUAUCACCACAGUUAUAUAUAUAAGAUGUUAUUCUUUUUUAUAACAUAACAACUAUUCGAUA
Molecule: messenger RNA, 675 nt
Organism: Carica papaya (papaya)
Lineage: Eukaryota; Viridiplantae; Streptophyta; Magnoliopsida; Brassicales; Caricaceae
Source: RefSeq, a predicted model, not a curated record